AUGUCUCCUCCACGAGUAAUUGUCGUCGGUGGCGGUCUUUCUGGCCUCAGUGCUGCCCAUACAUUGUAUCUUGCCGGCGGAAAUGUUCUUGUUCUUGACAAGCAAGGAUUUUUCGGUGGAAACUCCACAAAGGCCACAUCGGGUAUCAACGGUGCUCUCACCCGCACCCAGGUCGACUCAAAAAUCCAGGACAGUGUGCAGCAGUUCUACGACGAUACCAUGAAGUCGGCACGUGACAAGGCGCGACCAGAUCUUAUCAAGGUUCUUACAUACAAGUCGGCAGCUGCCGUGGAAUGGUUACAAGAUGUAUUCGGACUUGAUCUUACGCUUGUCUCUCGUCUUGGUGGUCACUCACAACCCCGUACGCACCGUGGCCACGAUGCCAAGUUCCCCGGAAUGGCCAUCACCUACGCUCUGAUGCAGAAGCUUGAAGACCUUGCCGAAACCGACCCUGAGCGAGUAAAGAUUAUCAAGAAAGCUCGUGUCACCAAGAUCAACAGCGAGGGCAACCACGUCACCGGUCUUGAUUUCGAGUACGAGGGCAAGACAUACACCGAGUACGGCCCAGUCAUUCUCGCCACUGGAGGAUAUGCUGCGGAUUUCGACAGCCCAGACUCACUCUUGAAGAAGCACCGUCCUGAUGUCCUUAAGCUCUCAUCAACCAACGGAACUCACGCUACCGGUGAUGGACAGAAGAUGGUUAUGGCCCUUGGCGGUAACGGAAUUGACAUGGACAAGGUCCAGGUGCACCCUACCGGACUUGUAGACCCCAAGGACCCUACUUCCAAGUGGAAGUUCUUGGCUGCUGAGGCUCUCCGUGGUGAGGGUGGUCUUCUCUUGAAUGCCGAUGGUAACCGAUUCUGCGACGAACUUGGCCACAGAGAUUAUGUCUCUGGCGAAAUGUUCAAGAACAAGUUCCCCAUCAGACUGGUCCUUAACAGCAAGGCCUCAAAGGUCCUUGAUUUUCACACCAGGCAUUACUCCGGGCGUGGUCUUAUGAAGAAGAUCACUGGUGCUGAGCUUGCCAAGGAAAUUGGCUGCGGACCCGAGCACCUCCAGAAGGUCUUCAAGUCAUACAACGACAUUGCCGACGGCAAGACCAAGGACCCCUAUGGAAAGAAAUUCUUCCACAACACUCCUUUCAAUAUCAAUGACGACUUCCAUGUUGCCCUCAUGGAGCCUGUUGUCCACUUUACCAUGGGUGGUGUUGAGAUUGAUGACAGGGCCCGUGUCCUCAACAAGGAGGGCAAGCCAUUUGAGGGUCUCUACGCCUGUGGUGAGAUUGCCGGAGGUGUCCACGGUGCUAAUCGUCUUGGUGGUUCAUCUCUCCUUGGAUGUGUUGUUUACGGCCGUGUCGCUGGUGACACCGCUGCGGAAUACCUUUUCCAAAAGGUUCUGUCUGGUGCUGUAUCAGGAUCAGGAUCAUCUACCGCUGCUGCCCGUCUAAACCAGAUCUCGCUUCAUAUUGAUCCUAACACCCCAGGAAAGCUCACUAUUGAGUGGAAUGGUGGAAACGCCGCCCCCUCACAGGGUUCAGGCUCCGCCGAAAGCAUUCCCGGUCAGACUGCAACACACUCUGUUUUAAAAGACAGUGCCAGCGGCCAGGACCCCGGUACAGUGUCGAAGCCUGCGGCAAAGAAGGAGUUUUCCAUUCCUGAGAAGGAAUUCACGAUGGAGGAGGUUGCAGCGCACAAUACUAAGGACAGCGUAUGGGUUGUUGUCAAAGGUGUAGUCAUGGAUGUGACAAACUUCCUUGAGGACCACCCCGGUGGUGUCCAGGCUGUCAUGAACUUUGCCGGCAGAGAUGCAACUGAGGAAUUUGCGAUGUUGCAUGACGAUGAGGUCAUUCCUAAGUACGCCCCGGCUACUGUUAUUGGACGGAUAAAGGGCGUUACCCCUAAGUUGGACCUUUAA
This is a messenger RNA of Morchella importuna, 1914 nucleotides long. RefSeq lists its product as uncharacterized. The coding region runs from base 1 to 1914 and encodes 637 amino acids. The transcript is spliced from 5 exons. The record is from RefSeq and is a predicted model, not a curated record. Gene Ontology annotation, molecular function: oxidoreductase activity; FMN binding; heme binding. NCBI's taxonomy places the organism in Eukaryota, Fungi, Ascomycota, Pezizomycetes, Pezizales, Morchellaceae.